UUUUAUGUAUAAAUAAGACGCGCUAUGAAAUCGUAUCAUCGCGAGUUGUGCAAAGCAGUCGUAAAGAAAUGGCCACCAACAAAUUUAAGGGAACUUCACCGUACGCAAAACCGGCCCCGCAGCCACAUCAUACGGAUUAUCUUUACAAAGGAUAUUUGAACGAUUUAGCUCUAAAAUGCGAGAGCGAUGCACCAAUUAUCAAAGUUGCUCUUUUCGGAGUUGGUCGUGCCGGCACCAUUCACUUGGCUUCGAUACAAAGCAACCCACGAGUCAAGCUACUCUAUAUCGUCGAUGACAUGGAGAGUAAAUUCGCUCAGAUGAAAAAGUACUGGCACUUGGAUGGUGUUACUUUGAUGACGAGUAAACAGGCUGAUCGAGUUUUCAAAGACGCUAGCGUUGACGUAGUGGUGGUCUCGUCACCAACUUACACUCACGAGGGUAUCGUCACAAAAGCUCUUGAGGCGAAGAAAGCAGUAUUUUGUGAGAAACCGAUAGCCGAAAAUCCAAGCAAUACACUCAGAUGUUACGAGGCAGCGAAGAAAGUUGGCAAAGUGCUGUUUUCCGCGUUCAAUAGACGCUUCGAUCCAAGUUACAGCGCGGUACGGGACAGAGUUCGCAAGGGUGAGGUCGGUCAUGUGCACACCAUCAAAACAACGUCCCGUGAUUCGCCUUUGCCAACGAUCGACUAUCUUUCUCAUUCUGGAGGCAUUUUUCAUGACUGCAUGGUCCACGACAUCGAUAUGAUCACAUGGGUCCUCGGAGAAUAUCCUAUCAAGGUGACAGCUCAAGCUGUAGCUAAUAUACCGGAGAUAAAAGCUAUCAAUGAUUUUGAUACGGUUGUCGCAACGAUGCUAUUUCCAUCGGGAUCAAUAGGAAUAAUCGAUCUCUCACGAAAUUCGAGUUACGGUUACGACCAGCGACUCGAAGUAUUUGGGCCGAAGGGUAUGGUGCGAGCAGAUAACGAGCAACCGAUUCACUGUGUAUCGACAAUGCUCGAUCUUGAUGGUCCGAAGCAGGCGCCAAUCUGGUAUUCCUUCGCUAGCCGUUUCAUGAGAGCCUACAGAGCUGAAUUUGACCACUUCCUGGACGUUGCUCUCGGUAAAUGCGAAUCCAUGGUGAUGCCGAAGGAAACCAUGGCGGUUACGAAAAUAGCAUCGGCGAUUGAAGAGGCUGCGCGUUCCGCCAAAGUUGUUGAGUUGAAAUGGGCCCCGGGCGAACUUCCUCCUCAACAGUGAUAAUCCAAAGGGCUCUUAUUCGGAGUAUAACUAAAAGAAAUUUGAUUUGGCAUGAGGAUACAAAAAUCUCAUGUCCCUUGUAACAUGUUCGUUUUUCGAUUAAAAAGGUGAAUGAAAAAGAAGCAACUUUUUCUGACGCUGUUAACGGUA
This is a messenger RNA of Venturia canescens, 1385 nucleotides long. Its product is annotated as myo-inositol 2-dehydrogenase-like. Gene Ontology annotation, cellular component: cytoplasm. The transcript has 4 exons. The coding region runs from base 69 to 1235 and encodes 388 amino acids. The record is from RefSeq and is a predicted model, not a curated record. Gene Ontology annotation, molecular function: oxidoreductase activity; nucleotide binding. Gene Ontology annotation, biological process: NADPH regeneration. NCBI's taxonomy places the organism in Eukaryota, Metazoa, Arthropoda, Insecta, Hymenoptera, Ichneumonidae.